CAUGGCUGCGGUUACGUUCCGGUUUGUGUCGAUCGCGCAGUAAACAUACGACACUCUCAUUGGUUUAACCUUCGAAGGCAGAGAGAUGUAAAAGAAGUGGAUUUCUGCAAGUUGUCGGGAUAAACGGACUGUACUUUAGAAGCACAAUGAGAGUUGUAAUAGGCGGAGGAUCAGGGUUUGUGGGUCGUGAGUUGACACGCUUGUUGAAAAGCAAAGGUCAUGAAAUCACACUUAUAUCCAGGCAGCCUGGCCCAGGAAAAAUAACAUGGGCUGAUGUAGAGUCAGGAGGCCUCCCGCCGUGUGAGGGUGCUGUGAAUCUAGCAGGGGAGAAUAUUAUGAAUCCUUUAAGAUGGUGGAAUGAAAGUUACAAAAAAGAUCUGGUCUCCAGCCGAGUAAACACGACCAGAAUUCUUGCCCAAGCUAUCGCUGCUUCACCUACUCCACCACAUUCAUGGGUGCUUGUUACAGGAGUAGCAUGUUAUAAACCUAGUCUUCAAACCCAGUACACUGAGGAGAGCGAAUGGACACCAUUUGACUUCCUGUCUCGUUUGGUGAAAGAGUGGGAGGCGGCAGGGCAACUACCUGAAAACAGCGCUAAGAAAACAAGACAAGUGAUCAUCAGACCAGGUGCAGUGUUAGGGCGUGACGGUGGCGCCAUGAAACAGAUGUUGAUUCCUUUCUGGCUUGGCCUGGGUGGGACGCUUGGCUCAGGACGACAGCCCUUCCCUUGGAUCCAUGUGUCAGACCUUUCUGGCAUCAUCGCCCAUGCCUUGGAGCCCAAAGAGGAGCCAUCUACAGGGCCAGAUGUAUUUAAUGGAGUUGCGCCUGCACUGAAUACCAAUUUUGAAUUCACUAAGGAAUUGGGCAGGAGUCUAAAAAGACCUACGAUCUUCCCUGUGCCUGGCUUUUUCUUGGAUGUCUUCCUCGGUUCUGAAAGAGCCGUCAUCCUCACACAAGGCCAGAAAGUGGUACCCAAGAAAACUCUUGAGUCUGGCUUUGAGUUUCAAUACCCAGAUCUUACCUCUGCUUUAAAAGAAAUUGUUGGAUAUUAGUAAAAUCAGUCAAAACAGAGAAGAGACCUGAGGAGAUUGUGAUUUUUUUUUUUUUAAGCAGACAAGUGCAAUAUAUUUCUUAUAAUAUAUCAUUUUAAAUAUAAACUGAGCAUAUAGAAAAAAAAGCUUGCUUGUACUUGCUUGAUUUAACGUAGAUACUCAGAAAAAUACAUUGUUCUCAGCUCCUUUUUCUGUACCUCUUAAGAAUUAGUCAUAUCUGUCUGUGUGUACAAAAUGAGCACCUCAUUUGUAAAUAAAUGUUUAUAUGAAAA
Messenger RNA from Cyprinus carpio (common carp), 1324 nucleotides. RefSeq names its product short chain dehydrogenase/reductase family 39U, member 1 (gene sdr39u1). The record is from RefSeq and is a predicted model, not a curated record. Lineage: Eukaryota; Metazoa; Chordata; Actinopteri; Cypriniformes; Cyprinidae.